Molecule: messenger RNA, 495 nt
Organism: Eufriesea mexicana
Lineage: Eukaryota; Metazoa; Arthropoda; Insecta; Hymenoptera; Apidae
Product: tail-anchored protein insertion receptor WRB
Exons: 4
Coding region: 1-495 (164 amino acids)
Biological process (GO): tail-anchored membrane protein insertion into ER membrane
Cellular component (GO): GET complex
Molecular function (GO): protein-membrane adaptor activity
Source: RefSeq, a predicted model, not a curated record
AUGAAUUUAUUUAUAAUAUCAACUGUAAGUUGCCUUUUAGAAUACAUUUUUCCAUCUUUAAUUAAAUAUAUUACAUCUCAUUUGUACACAAUAAAUAAACAUGAUAUAGAAUUGCGAAAUAAUUUGAUUAAUCUAAAACAAGAAAUGGUUGGUAUAUCUAUUGUGGAUGAAUUUUCAAAGUAUGCAAAACUUCAACGUAAAUGUAAUAAAUUAGAAAGUACAUUAAAAGAAAAAGCAAAUGAGAGACUGUUUUUCAGAAUGAAGGUACAAUCAUCUGUAACAUAUGUUUUUCGUAUAUUAAAUGGUUUAUUAACGUUGAUUCUACUAUAUCUAUACAGAAAUAAACCUGUAAUAAUUUUGCCAAAAGGUAUAUUAUGGCCAAUACAAAGUCUAUUAAGCUGGCCAUGUUAUCAUGAAGAUUCAAUUUCUUUGAUCAUGUGGUUAGUAAUUGCAAGAUUAGUUGUGGCUACCUGUAAAAAAAAUGAUAUAACAUAA